Messenger RNA from Mercurialis annua (annual mercury), 959 nucleotides. RefSeq lists its product as uncharacterized. The record is from RefSeq and is a predicted model, not a curated record. The transcript is spliced from 2 exons. Bases 3 to 959 code for a protein of 318 amino acids. NCBI's taxonomy places the organism in Eukaryota, Viridiplantae, Streptophyta, Magnoliopsida, Malpighiales, Euphorbiaceae.
UUAUGAACAAGUACAAACCUUCACUCUUCUUCACUAUAAAUUCAACCAACAUUCCUCUCAUUGAUUCUCCACACACAGUUCCAAAUAAACAUACAGUUUCACAUAAAACACAGUCGUUACACAUGGCACCAUCUCAUGAGAAUGCAAAACUUGUAUUCGGCCGUAUGAUCAAUCUGGGGAGAGCCGUUGAAGCCUCCAUUAGAGUCAUAGUUUUUUGGAUGUGGCUAGAGACGCAAGGUUUUGGAAAAAUCAUUCAGACGCUAAUUUCUUACGAUGAUAAUUUCUUGACUGCUUUUUCUGAUGAGGCUGACGCUAUUUUAUCAUAUAUAAACUCUAUUUCACCACAGGUAAAACCCAUUCCUUCAAAUCUCAUGCGCUUAACGGUACUAUCAUCAAAGCGUUUCUUAACUCCUCAAUUCCUUUUCGCCGAUAAAGAAAAAGUUUUGAAUGGAGUUGCGAAUGUUCUUAGUGAAUACCGUGCUCUUUUUGAGGAUACACUUAAAGAAAUGAGCGUUGAAGUUGAUAAAUUAGAGAAUCUUUGUUAUAAUCGUUCGGCGGAAACGGAAAUAGAAACGGAAAAAAAUGGUGUCGAAUUUUCAGGCAUUGAAUCAAAAUUAAACCCUUUUGCCAAAGAGUGGAGUCCUGAAACUGAUAGAAUUAGUGAAGAUGAUAGAUGUUUGUUCUUGACAUUCUCUAACGGCUAUCCUCUUACUGAGAUGCAACUCGUCAAAUUUUUUAACGAGACAUUUGGAGAAUGCGUGGAGAAAGUAUACGUGCACUGGCCAAAUCCAAGAAAUCGUAGAAAGGUGCCGCCACUGUUCGGAAAGGUGGUGUUUAAGUCGUAUUAUAUAACUACCGUUAUUUUAAACGGCAGAAAAGAGGCCAAGUUCUGGGCGGAGCGUAAGCCUCUCUGGUGCAAGAGGUUUGAUCCAACCAAAAAGAUUGUCAACCAUGACUAA